AUGUCGUCUCCUGGCAGGGACUGCCCGACUCCCAACAACACAGGCGGUGGAGACCGCCAACGACCUGGUUAUUGCUCUUGCCUUGGGUCACCAAAUGCCGGCAGGUGCUUCACCGACGAUUUCUCGUCUGGUGGACAUGAUCAUGCCCGCAUCAGGGCCGAGGAGACACCAUUCUUUCGCCGCACCACUGGCUUUAACGAAGCUCCGCACCGCCCUUCCUAUGUGCCGCCGACCAUCUCGCCGCUUCGGUCAGUGCCAAGCCCGACACAAAUCAGUGGCAUGUUCGGCAGCCCGCUAGGAACACCAACAACGGCUGAGACCAACCAGUCAUCGUCUUUCGGAUAUCAACCUGGGCUAUAUCAGCAACGCCAGGACCUGGAUGGCCUCUAUCGCGGUUGGGAGGCCCCUCAGGUCUUCAAUUCACUAACUGCUUCUCGUCGUCAUUUGUCGUCCCAAAGCGCGACGCCCGUAGCACAGAACAACACGGAGAAUCGAGGUCGUACGGAGCCCGGACACAAUAGCGGCGCACGUGGUAUUGCCCAUGGUACCAGCCAUGCACCAGCUGUUCCUUCACAUAUUGCAGCUCCUCGCAGUGUUCUUGAUGCCGCGCCUGCACUUACCAGCGCCGCCGCGAGGUUACAUCAGCCUCCAGCCCGCAGGAACGUGAGUCUGGACCCUUUUAGCUUUGAAGGCCCUCGCUUGGUCCAUACUGUGGCUCCACCAUCGCGUCUGUCCGUGUCAAGCCGCUCUGGGUACAAUGUGCCACGGCUGGCGGAACCACCCAGCGCUGCUGUCCCACCUGCGGCGCUGAUCUCACCACGCGGCGGCAAACGCAAGCGCGAGGACAGGGAGGCACAGGAGCAGCAGCUGUUGAAGCGCGCCCGCGAUGAUGCCGACGAGAGAAUUGGCGAUGUUCACUUUAUCCGCGGUCCGCGGUCCGAGGCUUUCUACUACGACGGCGUCGAGCACACGGAGGUAACCAUUCAGUAUUCGAUCUCGGUACCCACGGCGUCGAUUGAGCCGAACGGCCGGUUUGGUGACGUCAACUGGCUCAGCGCUGGCAGUGAGACGGACAGCGACGUUGACGAUGGAUAUAGACACUCGGGACGAGGAAGGUGGGAUCUGAUUUGA
Messenger RNA from Verticillium alfalfae VaMs.102, 1131 nucleotides. RefSeq lists its product with no specific name. Bases 1 to 1131 code for a protein of 376 amino acids. NCBI's taxonomy places the organism in Eukaryota, Fungi, Ascomycota, Sordariomycetes, Glomerellales, Plectosphaerellaceae. The record is from RefSeq and is a predicted model, not a curated record. The transcript has a single exon.